GAACCUUAUGGAAUGCGGUUUCAGUGGUGAAAUCCCUGAGUCCAUAGGAUCUCUAGAACAACUUAUAACUCUAUCCCUUAACUCAAAUAAAUUUAGUGGAACAAUUCCAGCUUCCAUUGGACGAUUAUCUAAACUAAAUUGGUUUGAUAUAGCUGACAAUCAGAUCGAAGGAACCAUUCCAGUUUCUAAUGGGACUUCUUCACCAGGACUGGACAUGCUUCUUGAAACUAAGCAUUUUCACUUUGGAAAUAACACGCUUUCUGGGGAUAUCCCAGAAAAGCUCUUCUCCUCAAACAUGACUUUAAUACAUGUGCUAUUCGAUGGAAACCAGUUCACAGGCAAAAUCCCGAACAGCCUCGGCCUCGUUAAAACGUUGACAGUGUUACGCCUUGAUAGGAAUAAACUAACAGGAGAUAUUCCUUCAAGUCUAAAUAAUCUCACAGAUCUGAAUGAACUGUACUUGGCUGACAACAGACUUACAGGUAGCCUUCCAAAUUUAACAAGCUUGGCCAAUCUCUACACAUUAGAUGUGAGCAAUAACCAAUUGACAUUCUCACUGAUUCCAUCAUGGAUCUCUACAUUAAGGUCCCUGUCAACAUU
This is a messenger RNA of Brassica oleracea var. oleracea, 600 nucleotides long. Its product is annotated as probable leucine-rich repeat receptor-like protein kinase At5g49770. The transcript is spliced from 7 exons. The record is from RefSeq and is a predicted model, not a curated record. The annotation marks the transcript as partial. Lineage: Eukaryota; Viridiplantae; Streptophyta; Magnoliopsida; Brassicales; Brassicaceae. Gene Ontology annotation, molecular function: protein binding.